Messenger RNA from Talaromyces stipitatus ATCC 10500, 4305 nucleotides. RefSeq names its product plasma membrane phosphate transporter Pho87, putative. Bases 1 to 4146 code for a protein of 1381 amino acids. NCBI's taxonomy places the organism in Eukaryota, Fungi, Ascomycota, Eurotiomycetes, Eurotiales, Trichocomaceae. The record is from RefSeq and is a predicted model, not a curated record. Gene Ontology annotation, biological process: polyphosphate metabolic process; phosphate ion transport; monoatomic anion transmembrane transport. Gene Ontology annotation, cellular component: membrane. The transcript is spliced from 8 exons. Gene Ontology annotation, molecular function: phosphate transmembrane transporter activity.
AUGGCUCCACGCAUCAACCUUUUCACCGCGAGAAAUGCUCUCCGCCAACAAUGCCAAUCGCUCACCAUAAGACCUCGCCAAUCUACACAAUCUCCAAUCAAUUGGUCGAAUGGACGAACUGCAUAUAUCACAGAAAACUCAUGGCGGUUGUACUCAUCAAAGUCCGAAAAGGAUUUCCCCGAACACGUCGAGCAGCCCAAGGGUCCUACUCAGGAUCAAUUACCUCAUGUCAGCCAGGAGGCUGCUGCCAUUGAUAAGAUUCUCAGCGGGAAAAAAUGCGAUGGAAAUGCACCUGGAUCGCCAGAACUCGAGCAAGGAACUCCAAUUGAGGAGAUGAUGAAAAGAGACGAAGACGCUCUCAAAUACGCACCCAAGGUAAUCCGAGACCAGGCCAAGAAAGGAACUCGAUCAUAUUCCACAUCCGCACGACUUUAUCAAGAAGUCACACAACAAUCUACAGGAGCAGCCGCCGAGGAUCCAUCGAUAGUCACGGUCGCAAAUAUGAUUAAUCUUGCAACGGAACGAGCUGCUGAAAAUCUUCCGGGACUGAAAUUUGGCAUGCCUGCGCCUCUUCCCAAGACGGAGAAUGUUAGGAGUCGAUAUGAUCCUGUUGUUGAGCAGUUUACUAAAUUGCUUAUGGAGGAUGGGAAACUUAGUCGUGCACAAAAGGAUAUGGAGUUUAUUCUCAAUCAUCUCCGCACCUCUGCACCCCCCAAAACCGACCCCAGACGACGUCUCCUUACAUCUUUACCCAGUCCUCAGCUUCCCCUCAAUCCCGUGAUAUAUCUCAAUCUUCUAGUUGAUUCCGUUGCUCCUCUGAUCAAGAUUCGUCAACAGAAAGGUCUCGCUGGUGGUGGUGCAUCAGUGCCCAUGCCAGUGCCUUUGGCGAUGCGCCAGAGACGCCGAACAGCUAUCAGAUGGAUCUUAGAAGCUGCAGAGAAAAGAAAGGAUAGUAAGCUAGCUCUCCGUGUUGCUAAUGAGCUUGUCGCUGUUGCUGAAGGUCGAAGCGGCGUGUGGGACAAGAGGGAGCAAGUUCAUAAGAUUGGUGUUUCGGGACUUUCUGAUUGGCUAAAACAACCGCAGCAGCCGCAACCCAUUGACCUUCCUCCUAUUAGCCAGUCGUUCGACGUAUCUCGUGAAGAUGUCAAAAGGAUUCCAAGCAAGCUUGUCCCUCUCGAGGCUGGUCCUCUUUCUUCUUUUUCACCCUCUUCAUCUUCUGCUACUCGAGCUACUCGACCUUUUAACCAGCGGAUCUUACCGAAUACAUCUUCGACAAGUCUGCGUCGCACAGCAGGGAUCAGUUACGGAUUUGUCCCACAUGACGAUACAGCUAGUAGCAUUAAUAGUGGAAGUCAAGAUCACGAGGGAACUGGGUUUUCACCAUUACCUUCCCAGAAUUUAGAACGGGCGCAGCAACGAUUUAUCAAGUCUAACGGCAGGGCGGCUACCGGUUUACGACCUCAUAUUCUCUGGGCGGAAGCUCUUGAGAAGAGAAAUCGCGGACUUGAUAAAUCCUUCCGAUACGAUCUCGCCAAUAUGAAGUUCUCGCACAGUCUUCAGUUUAAUUCGGUCCCGGACUGGAGUGCUUAUUAUAUUGCAUAUGAUAAUCUCAAGAAAUUAAUCUACAGUCUGGAGAAGCAGAUCCAUCACCCCGACACUCAUGGCGCAGCUGAUUCCGAAUCCGCCCCCCUUCUCGACACCUCUGUGGACACCGAUACAAUCUUUCGGCGUGCUUUGGAUGCGGAAUUGGAGAAAAUCUGCUCCUUCUAUCAGAUCAAAGAACUCACUAUCUUCGGAGAAGUGGAGGAUGUUCUCAAGGAGCAGGCACAAUAUAAAGCUAGUACAGAUGGAAUGGUUAUGGAGCCAGUCACGGAAACAGUGAUCAAAUCUCGGACAUUGAGUAUUGGCUCACGUCCACGAACAGGGAGUAUUCUACAUUCGUUAGGGUUGGGACCGAAUCGGCGUGAAAGUACGAUUAGUGGUGCAUCUGUUGGUGAAGAUGAUGAGGAUGAUGAAGAUGAUCGUGAUAGCGACGAUCUUGAGUCUCCCGUCGAAGAGAACCGAAGACCGGCGUCCCGAACUCGAUCACACACAGGACGAUAUCGGGAUCUUGUCCAUGGUGGUGAUAGGUCUGACGGGUUCACAAGCGAAAUGGGUGAUUCUCGAUUAUGGAAUCUUGGCAACUCGCGACACGAGGAAGAGCAGCAUGAUCCACAUAUCUUGGAUCUUUAUAAUGUGGGCAUUGCCUUGAAGAAACGGGUUAUUAGCGUCUAUGUCUCGUUGUGCGAAUUAAAGUCGUACAUACAACUCAACAAAACGGGAUUUUCCAAGGCGCUGAAGAAGUACGACAAGAUCCUUGAUCGCAGUUUACGAAGGGUCUAUAUGAACGGUACUGUUUCGCCGGCGUAUCCUUUUACCGAUUCAACGGGAAAUCACGUGGACGAAAACAUUCGCCGUAUCGAGCAUGUUUAUGCUGAAAUCGUCACAAGGAAUGACUUGUCGCUUGCAAGGAGAGAACUCCGGCUUCAUCUGCGGGAGCAUGUUGUCUGGGAGAGAAAUACCGUAUGGCGAGAAAUGAUUGGCAUUGAGCGCAAAGCGCAGGCAGCAAAUAUGGGUAUCCGUCGGACUCUGCUUGGUGGUGACCACGAUCCGUCUACAGCACAACGUCAGGGCGAUGUUGAAAGCAAAGGGAAAGAAAUCGAGACACCUCUUGGUCGUUGGUAUUUCCCGGAAUGGAUGUGCAGUUUAUCUUUCUUCUCCUUGGUUGGGAUUAUCAUAGUUUUCGCCAUCUUGCUCUCGGUACCCAUCAUGGAGAAACCCGAGCAGCAAAAUUGUCUGGCGAUGCUGGUGUUUGUCAGUCUGUUGUGGGCAACGGAGGUCAUCCCGUUGUUUGUCACGUCGCUGUUGAUUCCAUUCUUGGUUGUGAUACUCCGUGUCAUGCGCUCAGAGGAAAAACCGCAUGCGCGAUUGGCACCAGAUGCAGCGACCAAGGCUGUUUUCGCGUCCAUGUGGACAUCGGUCAUCAUGCUCUUACUUGGUGGGUUUACCAUUGCAGCAGCGUUGUCCAAGUAUGAUAUUGCUCGUCGUAUGGCCACAUUUGUAUUGAGCAGAGCGGGGACGAGUCCUCGCAUUGUUCUAAUUACCAAUAUGUUUGUCAGUAUGUUUUUGAGUAUGUGGAUCAGCAACGUCGCUGCUCCAGUACUCUGCUACUCUAUCAUACAGCCACUUUUGCGCAACUUGCCUUCGGAGUCAAACUUUUCAAAAGCACUCAUUCUAGGAAUCGCAUUAGCUGCAAACGUCGGCGGUGCAGCCUCACCAAUUGCAUCGCCGCAGAAUAUUAUCGCAUUGGAGAAUAUGUAUCCCGCCAUAAGCUGGGGAACAUGGUUCUUCAUCUCGAUCCCCGUAUGCGUUCUAUCCAUCCUGGCGAUUUGGGUCAUAUUACUCGUUACAUUCCAACCCAGUCGUGGCACAACAAUCGUGCCUAUCCGACCCGUCAGAGACCGAUUUACAGGCACACAGUGGUUCGUUACUCUCACGACCCUCGUCACGAUUACCCUCUGGUGUUUCAGCCACCAACUCGACACUGUUUUUGGCGACAUGGGCGUAAUCGCAAUUAUACCCAUGGUCCUCUUCUUUGGCAGCGGUAUUCUCACAAAAGAAGACUUUAACAAUUUCCUCUGGACCAUCAUCAUCCUUGCCGCGGGUGGCCUCGUGCUGGGGAAAGCCGUUACAUCUUCUGGAUUAUUACAUACAAUUGCCGGCGCAAUCACCGAACGAGUCGCCCAUUUCAGUCUGUACGGAGUACUAUUGGUAUUUUCGGGACUGAUUCUAGUAAUGGCUACAUUCAUCUCGCAUACGGUCGCAGCAUUGAUCGUGUUGCCGCUUGUGCAGCAAGUGGGUGUUGGAAUGGAGAAUCCGCAUCCGAAUUUACUCGUUAUGACGAGUGCGUUGAUGUGUUCUGUUGCCAUGGGAUUGCCUACGAGCGGAUUUCCCAACAUGACGGCUAUUAUGAUGGAAAUCCCUUCAACGGGGCAGCGAUACCUUCGAGUCAGUCAUUUUCUUACAAGAGGUAUACCGGGUAGUCUUGUUUCGUUUGUGAUUGUUGUCACGGUUGGAUAUGUUUUAAUGAGUAUAGCUGGAUUGUAAUUUUGCUUCUAGAUAUAUAUUCGAUUUGCACAUUCUUUUUGUAUAGAGGGGGCUACAUAUUGUUUUAUUAGGAAGAAAGCAGAUAUGAAUAUCCGAAACCUCCUUCAUAUCGAACACUCUCUUUGUCUUAUUUUGCCCUACUUGAAUGGCCUGACCAAA